Messenger RNA from Grammomys surdaster, 1379 nucleotides. RefSeq names its product zinc finger protein 704 (gene Znf704). Gene Ontology annotation, biological process: regulation of transcription by RNA polymerase II. The record is from RefSeq and is a predicted model, not a curated record. The transcript is spliced from 8 exons. NCBI's taxonomy places the organism in Eukaryota, Metazoa, Chordata, Mammalia, Rodentia, Muridae. Gene Ontology annotation, cellular component: nucleus. The coding region runs from base 25 to 1254 and encodes 409 amino acids. Gene Ontology annotation, molecular function: RNA polymerase II cis-regulatory region sequence-specific DNA binding; DNA-binding transcription factor activity.
CAGGUGGGGAGUUUUAAGCGGGAGAUGACCUUCACGUUUCAAUCAGAGGACUUCAGACGUGACUCCAGUAAGAAGCUGUCUCAUCACCUGUUCCCACUGGCCAUGGAGGAAGAUGUGAGAACAGCAGACACCAAAAAGGCCAGUCGGAUCCUUGACCAAGAAAAGGAAACUCGCUCCAUUUGCCUUCUUGAGCAGAAGCGGAAAGUGGUUUCCUCCAAUAUUGAUGUCCCUCCCGCAAGAAAAUCUUCAGAGGAACUUGACAUGGACAAGGUGACUGCAGCCAUGGUAUUGACCAGCUUGUCAACCAGCCCUUUGGUUCGAAGCCCUCCUGUGCGGCCUAAUGAGGGUCUCAGCGGGUCCUGGAAGGAAGGAGCACCAUCCAGCAGCAGCAGCAGCGGCUACUGGAGCUGGAGCGCUCCGAGUGACCAGUCCAACCCAUCCACACCCUCUCCACCACUGUCCGCUGACAGCUUCAAGCCCUUCCGUAGCCCCGCACUGCCGGACGAUGGCAUUGAUGAGGCAGAGGCCAGCAACCUGCUCUUCGAUGAGCCCAUUCCCAGGAAGAGAAAGAACUCCAUGAAGGUGAUGUUCAAAUGCCUUUGGAAAAACUGUGGCAAGGUGCUGAACACGGCAGCCGGCAUCCAGAAGCACAUCCGAGCCAUCCACCUCGGGCGAGCUGGGGAGUCUGACUGCAGUGAUGGCGAAGAAGACUUCUACUACACGGAGAUCAAGCUCAACACCGAUGCAGUGGCUGAAGGCCUGAACAGUGUGGCCCCGGGUUCGCCCUCCCAGUCCCUGGCUUCACCCCCUUCAUUUCCCAUCCCAGACUCCAGCCGAACAGAAACUUCUUGUGCCAAAACAGACCCUAAGCUGGCGACGCCGCUGAGCCGCUCCGCCCCCACCACCCUCUACCUUGUACACACCGACCAUGCUUACCAGGCCACGCCCCCGGUAACUAUUCCAGGAUCUGCUAAGUUCACCCCCAAUGGCAGCAGUUUCAGCAUUUCUUGGCAGUCUCCUCCAGUCACUUUCACGGGCGUUCCGGUGUCUCCAACACAUCAUCAUGCACCAGGCUCAGGAGAGCAGAGACAGCACACCCAUACGACCCUGUCCUCCCCACCCCGAGGGACAAUCACUCUAAGGAAGCCCAGAGGAGAAGGCAAAAAGUGCCGCAAGGUUUAUGGGAUGGAAAACAGGGACAUGUGGUGCACUGCCUGCCGCUGGAAGAAGGCCUGCCAGCGGUUCAUCGACUGAGCCAUUCCUGCCUCUCCUUCCUUCCAAAGGCCCAGGGAAGGCCCUUCCUGGAAUUCCAGGAAUAUAAUUCCUUGGUGGAAUUAAAGCAAAAAAUAAAGGCAAAAAAAUCAGCUCUGAGAACCAGG